This is a messenger RNA of Dicrocoelium dendriticum, 234 nucleotides long. The record is from the annotation of a GenBank genome assembly. Lineage: Eukaryota; Metazoa; Platyhelminthes; Trematoda; Plagiorchiida; Dicrocoeliidae.
AUGCGGUGCUUCUGCCGACAUCAUCUGCCCAUACUAUUGAAACAAACACGGACAUCAAAACAACAUUACCAGAUAAACAAUUCCAUGCGGGGGGGGGGCAGAAAGGAGUUGGCUUGUCUUACUUCUGUGUCACUCGCUGAGUGGAAUACAAACAUUCAACCCUCAUUCGCCUUGGUUUCGCGGACACUUUGGAUGAGCUACAUGUGUGGUGCGGGGUUGAAGCCUGCCAAAUGA